This is a messenger RNA of Danaus chrysippus (African queen), 1035 nucleotides long. The record is from the annotation of a GenBank genome assembly. Lineage: Eukaryota; Metazoa; Arthropoda; Insecta; Lepidoptera; Nymphalidae.
AUGAGUUUUAGACAUUAUAAGGAAAAGAUAGAAGAGGGUGACACUGUUAUUCUCUAUUUAAGUAACCAUUUACACGCAAUAGAAGUUAAACCCGAGAUUAAAAACAAAAAAGGUGAAUUGAUAGAGAAUGUUUACCAAACAACAUUUGGCGCCUUGAAGGUUAGAAAUCUUAUAGGCAGUGAAUAUGGAAGUAAAGUUGAAUUAUCAAAAGGAUGGGGGCAUGUAUUACAACCUACGCCAGAAUUAUGGUCUCUCACAUUGCCGCAUCGAACACAAAUAAUUUACACACCAGACAUCAGCAUGAUACUGCUGCAACUUGACCUGGUCCCAGGUUGUGUUGUCAUUGAAGCAGGUACAGGUAGUGGGUCAUUGACCCACGCGCUGAUAAGAAGAAUUCGUCCCCAUGGACACGUAUAUACUUUCGACUUCCACGAUCACAGAGCGAUGCUGGCCCAAGAAGAAUUUGAGGCCCAUGGUAUCGCAGAUUUCGUUACUGCAAAGCACAGGGACGUUUUGGCUGAAGGUUUUGGUGAAGAUCUCAAUGGAAAGGCUGAUGCUGUUUUCUUAGACCUACCAAGCCCUUGGACAGGUGUGAAGCAUGCUGUGGCUGCUAUGAAAAAGGAAGGUGGUCGUUUCUGUUCGUUCUCGCCGUGCAUAGAACAGGUCCAACGAACAUGUCUAGCUCUUCAAGAACAUAGCUUCCAAGACAUUAGUACCAUGGAAGUCUUGCAAACAGAACUCAAAGUCAGCCGACGUACCAUACCUGUUAGAGAUCUAUCAUUCUUGAAGCAUAAGAGUUCAAAUAAUCCCGUAGAAGAAAAGCCAAGCAGUGAAAAGAAUUACAUAGUAGGGUCGUGGCCGGCGACCGCUCCCGGACAUACGGGAUACUUGACAGUGGCAACCCUACCACCGCAAUAUAUACGAAGAAAAUGCAAAGUAGAUAAAGAUAUAAUGGAAGAUUCAAAAGCUGACAGCGAAGUUGAUCAAGUAGCAGAUCAUGAAAAUGGAAAAAUGUGCAUUGAAGAAAAUCCAUAA